CCCUCUGUUCUGGGAGCCUCGGGGCGCCUUGGGGGUUUAGGGACGGAGGCCGGCACAGGCACUUUGGGGGGAGUCUCUAAGUUCGUGUGCAUUCCGAGGGCGUGUUGGAUGCUGUGUGCGCGUGGCAUCUGUGCUAAGGGUUCGGGUGGCGGAGUGUGAGUGCACCUCCUCUGUGUCCGGGCCAGUGUGCGCGUGUACAGUGGUGGCCUAACUGUAGGGGAGGGGUUCUCGAAAAGUGGGGGCCCGGGUAGUUGUCCUGGCAUCAGCGGCAUCAGCGGGAGGCUCCUGUGGAACCGGGAUGUCCCGACCGUCGUGGUCUGUGGGGGAACCGAGUGUGUGUCGGGGAUGGCUAUGUGCUCGGGUCUGUUGUGCGUCCUCUGUGGAUCCGUGCUGAUGGGCUGUGCAAACUUUCUGGGGAUGUCUGGGCGUUGUGUGUCCCCGUUGCUGUGAGCGUGUGUGCUGUGAGACAGGGUAGCGUGUCUGUGUUGCGCGCCUCUAGAUUGUGUGUCCCUGCUGCCGCUGCUUUGUGUGGGUGUGUAUUUUGAGCCUCGGGACUCCCCUUUCCUCUCCGGGCCUCCCUUCCAAGGGGCCCAAGUCCCUGUCCUUGGCUGCCCCGGGGCAGGGGGUGUACUGCUUCAGCCAGCCCCCCUCCCCCAAAAGCCACUAAUUGAAGCCAGGUUUUUGCGGGCUGCCCCUCCCCCUCUGGCCACCAGUCUCUGGGUGGGGGUGGGGCAGCGGCUCAGGCCCCUCAGCCUCAGGUCGGGGCCCAAGGGGUGGAUUUGCAUCAUCUGCGUAUUCCCCACCUCUGCUGGGGCCACGGCCUUCAAAACCACCAACCCUGAGUGACGUGGGCUCUGGAGGGAGGCCCUGCUCCAAGCUGGGGGUCCCGGCACAGUCCUGAGGUGCCCCCUAGUUGGUCCCCACUCCUCACCUGGCACUGCGGCUUCCUGUCCUAACAUUGGUCCAGGGGCGGGGCCCUUAGCCCCAUGGCACAGAUGUGGAAGCCGAGGCCCUCAGAGGGGACGUGCUGAGCCCAGACACGGCUGUGCCCUGAAGUCCCCUGGGCCCGUCAGACCUGCUCUCCGCCCGCGCUCUGCUGCCCCAGGUUGGGUGACCCCCGGGGCAGGCCAUUCCCAGUCACGGGCCUGAGGCUCCCCUGAGGCUCCCCUCUGGUAAAAUGAGAGGGGUUGGCCUGAGCCCGCUCCCGGGGGGGCCUUCGGGCUUCUGAGCCCUGGAAGAACCUAGGGCUUGGGGAACUAGGCUAACGUCUCCCAGAAGGAGUGGGGCCAGCUGGCGGGAGGCUGACCGCUUCGGGGCUGUCCGGGCCAUUGGGCCUGGGGUACACAGGGGAAAUUGAGGCCCAGAGAGGGCAGGGGCUCAUCAUUGCUUUUCAGGCCCAGCCGGCUCCCCCACACUUGUCCUGCACCUUUCCCGGGGAGCCCCGCUGAGGGCUGUGGGGGCACCUGAGAGUCGGGGCCUCGGCCUCUAAGAGCCAGCGAUCAUUUGUGUGGCCUCUUUCCUUAACCUCUGUCCCUGACCCCAGGGCUGCGGGGAGAAGGCGGCCCUCCCCUCUGUCCUGCUCGUUGCUGGGCGUGUGUGUGUGUGUGUGUGUGUGUGUGUGUGUGUGUGUCUCUGUGUAUCUGUUUCCGUGUAUCUGGGUGUCUGUGUGUGUCUGUGUGUGUGUCUCUGUGUAUCUGUGUGUGUGUGUGUGUGCACGCACACGCGCGUGUGUAUGCUCCCCGGAUUCCUGGGUGGUCAGGGUUGAGAUUUCACUUAACAGGGUGAAAAAGCUGGUCAUUUCCCGAGGCGGGGCCGCAAGGAGCCGGUUCGUGGAGGUCUCGCCAACAUGGUUUCUGCGGUGGCCCCCAGGCUGGCCGUGUCCCUGCUGCUGCUCCUCAGGGCCCUGCCCGCCGCGGCCUACUCCAUGCCCCUGCGGGCCGCCUCCCUGGAGGACGCGGGGGGCAGCGGGGACGCCGAGGGCUCGUCGGCCUCCUCCCCAAGCCCCCCGCCGCCCCGGACCCCGGCGCUCAGCCCCACAUCGGUGGGAGCCCAGCCCACGCCCCUGGCGGGCCCCAAGCCCCCCACCAACUUCCUGGACGGGAUCGUGGACUUCUUCCGCCAGUACGUGAUGCUCAUCGCCGUGGUGGGCUCCCUGGCGUUCCUGCUGAUGUUCAUCGUCUGCGCUGCCCUCAUCACCCGCCAGAAGCACAAGGCCUCGGCCUACUACCCGUCAUCUUUCCCCAAGAAGAAGUACGUGGACCAGAGUGACCGGGCGGGGGGCCCGCGGGCCUUCAGCGAGGUCCCCGACCGGGCUCCCGACGGCCGGCCCGAGGAGGCCCUGGAUUCGUCCCAGCAGCUCCAGGCUGACAUCCUCGCGGCCACCCAGAACCUCAGGUCCCCCACCCGGGCUGCCCUGGGCGGCGGGGACGGAGCCAGGCUGGACGGCAGGUCGGAGGGGGACGAGAGCGGCGGCCGGGAGGUGGACCAGGAAGCCCGGGGACGCGGGAGCCCGGCCGAGAAGCCAGCCGCGCCGGCCGAGCCCUGCCCCGCGGGGGCGGAGGGGGCCCUGGAGGCCGACCCCGGCCCGGGCCCAGGCGAGCCGGAGUCGGCCCCUUCGCUGGCCCAGGAAGCCAGGGGACCAGCUGACCCCCCCGAAAGCCCCUGUGCUUGCAGUGUCGCCCCCAAGGUCUAACAGGCCUCGGGGGCUCUGGCCCGGACUGUCCGACCCCUAGUGGUCACCUCCAUGGGGGUGGAAAGGCCCCUGACCCUUCCCGCUCCCGACACCCCCUCCUCGGCCACCCCCUGCUGCCAAUGCCCGUGCGUCCCGGCCCUGCAGCGGGCAGAGAUGCUGGUCUCCAGUCUACCCCAGGAAUCACCCCAGGUACCAGGGACACCCGCCCCUGCGGCCUCAGAGGGCUGCAUCCCAAACAGCCUCUCUGGGGUGGGGGCGGAUGGGAAGGAUCCUCGCUGUAUUCGUGAUAACACACCCCACGAAAUCAGCCACGUCAUCUGGGCAACGUAUGUCACAGGCCCCCUGUGAUGGUGCCAACGCUGCCGCUCUUCCACGGAGGUAGGAGAGAGAAAUUAGGAUAGCGAGGAGUUUUGGACGAGGGUGAACAGGACGAGUCAGAGGCCCCGGGAGGGGCGUCACUAGAGCUACUGCAGAAGCGGGCCUGUGAAUCAGGAAGCUUCCAAGGGGCCUGUGCACGCCUCAUGACGCAUCCCUAAGUGAGCGUUUCCAAGGCUGAGUUCCCUGGGGUACUCCAUGGGAAAAGGAUUUUGGGGUCCAAUGAGUUGAGGAAACGCUGCCUCUCCGCUCCCUGCACCCUCCCUCCCCUUAGAGCACCCCAGGGCUCUGCAAAUACUCCAGGAAAGGCCCCGCGCACAAUCUGAUUUGGCUUGAUCUAUCGCAAACUGCUUUUGACCACAGGGUACUUUUUUUUUCUUUUUUUUUUUUACAGCUACAGAAUAAAAACUUGCAGAGCACACUCUGGAAAAUUACUGCCCCAAAUGUUCGUGAAGGCGCCCCCUAGUUGGGGUUGGGGGUGUGGGGCCUGGGGGCCUCAGCCUGCUUAAGUUCUUCCAAGCAUCUCUGCCUGGGAAGGAAUUUCUCAUCCCAUUAUUGCUACGGGCAUGGGGGUGAAUGAAUUGAGCCUUUCUUAUCAGGCCCCCAAAGCAGCCCAGAAACUGGGGGUCUGUAUGUGAGAGGGCCCCACUCUGGGGGAGUCUGAGGGGGUAGGGGAGGGCUUCUAACACCCAGCCUGGAGCUGUGGGGCCCUGGCCCCCCCACCCUUUGCUCAUAUGCGUUGUCUGGCAGCCUGUGCUCACAGCAUUCUUUAGCCUUUGACAAGGGAGCCUGAGCUCCGUCUUGAUUUGGGGAGGCUCUGGAGGGUCCUCCUCCUCACCCCUCCAUCUGGGCCCCUCCCCCAACCUCUGCACAAUUUUUAGGUGCUGAGAUAUAGCAAACCAGCACAAUAAACCUUUAUUCUGGCCUGA
Messenger RNA from Canis lupus familiaris (dog), 3996 nucleotides. RefSeq names its product transmembrane protein 119 (gene TMEM119). Gene Ontology annotation, cellular component: plasma membrane. The transcript is spliced from 2 exons. Gene Ontology annotation, biological process: positive regulation of osteoblast differentiation; positive regulation of bone mineralization; ossification. The record is from RefSeq and is a predicted model, not a curated record. NCBI's taxonomy places the organism in Eukaryota, Metazoa, Chordata, Mammalia, Carnivora, Canidae. Bases 1847 to 2692 code for a protein of 281 amino acids.